Protopolystoma xenopodis is the source of this 219-nucleotide messenger RNA. The record is from the annotation of a GenBank genome assembly. Lineage: Eukaryota; Metazoa; Platyhelminthes; Monogenea; Polystomatidea; Polystomatidae.
AUGAUUGAAUCCGUUGCACAAUCGCACGAGUCGGGCUCCAUUCGAGUUCAGCCAGUCUCAUCGUCCAAAAGACAUUCUCGACUGGUCCAAUCAACUGGGCCAAGCGCGAUUCGAGCUCCACUUUCCGUCCUGCCACGACACAGACGUCACGUUCAACCGCGUCACCGCCAAUUACUGCAUUCUUUUAUGGGCUGCACUACUCAUAUUCGUGACGAGUAG